Messenger RNA from Haliaeetus leucocephalus (bald eagle), 1860 nucleotides. RefSeq names its product F-box protein 48 (gene FBXO48). The coding region runs from base 173 to 514 and encodes 113 amino acids. Gene Ontology annotation, cellular component: SCF ubiquitin ligase complex. Gene Ontology annotation, biological process: SCF-dependent proteasomal ubiquitin-dependent protein catabolic process. NCBI's taxonomy places the organism in Eukaryota, Metazoa, Chordata, Aves, Accipitriformes, Accipitridae. The transcript is spliced from 2 exons. The record is from RefSeq and is a predicted model, not a curated record. Gene Ontology annotation, molecular function: protein binding.
AAAGACUCGCAUUAAAAACCACCGACAACCCCCUCCCCGCGCCGUGGCGUGACGCGGCGGCCAGAAGGCAGAGACAUGCCGGCCGGCGGAGAACCGGCCCCGGGUGCUGCUGGCCGCAGCCACCCGGAGACGCAGCGGCCGCGGUGACGGGGACCGCCCUUCGCGCCCCGAGAUGGCGGGGGAGCGCUCCGCCGCCGGGAGGGCCGCGCUCCUCUCUGCCGGCCGGGAGACGGGGCGAGGAGGAGGAGGAGGAGGAGGCCCGGCCGAUUUCGUGGCUCUCCUCCCGCCGGAGGUCAGCUCUCGGAUUUUCAGCGACCUGGACAUCGAGAGCUUGUGUCACGCGGCCGUGACGUGCAAGGGCUGGCACCUCGUCAUCGAGAGCGAUGACCGCUUAUGGCGACACCACUGUUUGAGCAUGAGGGCCGUCUGCCAGCGGGAGAUCGACUGCGAUCGGGGAAAUGGAUAUUCCUGGAAGCUUUAUGGGAGAACUGCUGUAAACUGCGUGGCUCAGUAGUGCACCCCAACAGCUGGACAUCUGGUUAAAUGCACAGAGAGAUGAAAGCAACGCUGCCCUGUUUCCUACCCAGAACCACCUCUGGCUGGCUCAGCGUGCCCCGCUUACUCCUCACGCUGCCCCACAUAGCCUCAGCCCUGACGUUCAUCACGUCGAAGUCUGCACAGCCCUAACAUAGAAGAAAGCCCACAUCUCACUAGACAGGGCCAGGGGAGAAGACAACAUAUUCCCGCUAGGCAGCGUGUGCUCUCUGGUUGUAUUUCAUGGGAAUAGUUCUGCUGGUGAUGAAGGACUUCCCGGAAAUUCAUCCUAGGUAGCUCUGCCUCAAUACACCUUGAGCGACGCGUAUCCAGGAGAAAAAAAAAAUGGGGUGGAGAAGAGGAAGCAAGCAGGAGCUUGGAGAAGCUGUUCAAACUCUCCCCAUGCACACUCCCAGUUACAGCUGCUCUGAGGAGUUAGGAGCUGGACAUGCUGGAACAUCUAUCACUGUCGAGUCCAGCCUGCAAACUGAGGGAGAUCAGGAAAGGAGUGGUUUCACAGUUACUACUCUGGACCAGCUGGAGGGCGAUCCCCACCUCAUUUUAGCUGGUGUGUUUGAGAGCAGGGCUGUGGUGCAGCAUUGAAAAGAGAAGCAGCAGCAAAAACAAACAGUUCUGGACUCUCACAUUUCAGUAGAGGUGUUUCAGUAUGAGGCAAAGCCUUGAGCAGGUAGUGGUUGCCCUUCAAACAUACAGAUCUUAGUCCUCUUGCACUGGAAUUUCCAGAGCUCCCUGCACUGAUUCUCUAUUUUAUCUGUAUUUUGGAGAGGGGAUUUGAAGCAGAAGCAACAAUCACACCAAGUCAGCAUUCUCUUGCACUAAAAGGUUGGCUUAACAGAAGAAUCUAGCCAGCCUGCAUUAAGAGCCCAAACAAGAGUUAAAGGUCAUAAAUAACCUAAAGAGGAAGAGAAAGUGAACCACACCUUUUUUAAGGAGUAAGGAGGAAGAUUAAUUCCUGGUUUAGGGUUUUGAUCUUGACCCUCAAAGAAUUGAGGCAAGAAGUGAUUCUCCACCCAACUUAGAACAGAAAAGAUGGAAGCAGACCAAGGUCUGCUUCUUGGCAGCAGUACAUCUUCCUGGGCUUAGCAUCUAGAUAUCCAAAGACAUGUUCCAAAUCUUUUUUCUAGCAUUACCUUUCCAAUGCAAAACUUACUUGUAUUGAAUGGAACCUAAAUCAGUUCAUUUCCAAGAUUUGAGCUGUCUGUUUUUCCAUCAGAUCACAUUACUGAGAAACUACUGGAAAAGCAAAGUGAAGCAAGAAUGGCUGAGCGGGAAAUACAGCAACAUUCCUUCACAAAACAGCUUGCC